CAGCCUGAGUUUUGCUUCUGUUUCUUGGGGCCAUGGGAAAGCAAAUUACCUGGCAAAGCCAAACCCACUGUUUGCUCCAGGUUGCGAACGACGCCUGGAGCCUGGGAUGGCCGAGCGGGCGGUUUAUCACGCGAGGAUGUGCCCGUGCCCUCGCUGACCUGCCUGCCGUCCCCGUCCCCGCUGCCUGUCCCGGCCGGCGCCAUGGGAGGAUGCUUCUCCAAGCCCAAACCAGUUGAAGUGAAAAUUGAAGUUGUGAUACCUGAGAAGGAGAGAAGCAAGGAGGAGAUGUCGCCCAACGGGAAAGCCAGCCCCCUGAUCUACAAAGUCAACGGGACUGCCCGGCAUUAUCACCUUGAGGAGCAUCCCAUUGCCAGCAAUCCCUACCACAACCCAAAGGAUGUGGUGGAAGCGUCCGUGUGCCACGUGAAGGACCUGGAGAAUGGACAGAUGCGGGAAGUGGACCUGGGCUGCGGGAAGGCUCUGCUCAUCAAGGAGAGUGGCGAGUUCCACGCCGUGGGACACAAGUGUCCCCACUAUGGGGCUCCGCUGGUCAAAGGAGUUUUGUCCAAAGGAAGAGUCCGCUGUCCCUGGCACGGAGCUUGCUUCAACAUCGGCACAGGCGACAUAGAGGACUUUCCCGGCUUGGACAGCUUACCCAGGUUCCAGGUGAAGAUCGAGAAGGAUAAGGUGUACAUCCGAGCAAGCAAGCAGGCUCUUCAGGCACAGAGGAGGACAAAGAUGAUGGCAAAGUGCAUCUCCUUGAGCAACUAUAACCUGAGCAGUACCAACGUGCUGAUCAUUGGUGCAGGGGCAGCUGGACUGGUCUGUGCAGAGACCUUGCGCCAGGAGGGUUUCUCGGACAGGAUUGUGAUGUGCACGAUGGACAGACACUUGCCCUAUGACAGACCAAAGCUCAGUAAGUCGAUGGAUUCCCACCCGGAGCAGAUCGCCCUGCGCCCCAAGGAGUUCUUCCGCUCCUACGACAUCGAAGUCCUGACCGAAAUGCAGGUUGCGGCUGUGGAUAUCAAGAACAAGAUAGCCGUGUUCAAGGAUGGAUUUAAGAUGGAAUACAACAAGCUGCUGAUAGCGACUGGAAACACGCCCAAAGCUCUCAGCUGCAAAGGCAAGGAGGUGGAAAACGUUUUCAACAUCCGGACGCCCGAAGAUGCCAACCGUGUCGUGAAGCUGGCCACAAGCAAGAAUGUGGUUAUUGUGGGAGCAUCCUUCCUGGGGAUGGAGGUGGCCGCCUACCUGGCGGAGAGAGCCCACUCGGUGUCCCUGGUGGAGCUGGAGGAAGUCCCCUUCAAGAAGUUCUUUGGGGAGAGGGUUGGCCGCGCUGUGAUGAAGAUGUUCGAGAGCAACAGGGUGAAGUUCUACAUGCAGACAGAGGUGUCGGAGCUGCGGGAGCAGGAGGGCAAGCUGAAGGAGGUUGUGCUGAAGAGCGGGAAGGUCCUGCGCGCUGACGUGUGUGUCGUCGGUGUUGGUGCAGUGCCAGCGACGGGCUUUCUCAAGCAGAGUGGCAUUAACAUCGACUCCAAAGGCUUCGUCGUGGUCAACAAGAUGAUGCAAACCAACAUCCCCGGAGUCUUCGCAGCCGGUGACGCUGUCACGUUCCCACUGGCUUUGAGGAAUAAUAAGAAGGUGAACGUCCCUCACUGGCAGAUGGCCCAUAUGCAUGGCCGUAUAGCUGCGCUGAACAUGCUGGCCCACGGCAUGGAGAUUAGCACAGUCCCGUAUUUGUGGACUGCUAUGUUUGGGAAGAGCAUCCGAUAUGCGGGCCAUGGGGAAGGAUUCGAUGAUGUUGUCAUUCAGGGAGAUUUAGAUGAACUGAAGUUUGUGGCAUUUUAUACCAAGAGCGACGAGGUGGUGGCUGUGGCCAGCAUGAACUACGACCCUAUCGUGUCCAAGGUGGCUGAGGUCCUGGCUGCCGGCAGGACCAUCCGAAAGCGCGAUGUGGAGCUGUUUGUCCGUCAUGGCAAAACCGGAGAUAUGUCCUGGCUAACCGGGAAAGGUUCCUAACGCCGCUGGUGGCUGCGCCCUCCUGACGCUGCGCUUGCUGUGGGGAGACGGGAUGGCAGCUCCACGGACAAGCGGGAACACCGCGGCUGAGUCAUUUCCCUUUGAGACUUGGAUGAACCCAGUGCCCGUCACUGUACUUACCUUCCCAGCAGACCGCUGACGGCUCCUCUGCCCCGGUGCCUACUGGGCUGGGGCUCUGCUGUUGCAGUUCCCAUGGGAUGCUGGAAAAGCAGCCCCCAGAGAGAGCGGGGUUUGGCACUGACAGCAGGCAUGGGUGCCACGUGGCCGCGGAUGCUGCCGACGGGCUGGGGGGUCCCCAGGCGGGUCUGCCCCAAGCACGUCCCUCACCCCCGUAAAUAGCGCGAGUGCCUUUCGUUGCUCCCUGUGCUUUCAAGCAUGUUGCCCCUUCCCAAAUUUUCUUCAUUCCCGGCAGAGCUCUGAUGCGCAUCCCCACGGAGCCUGACAUGCGCUCCCUCUCUGCAUGGCUGCAGCGCGUGCUACGGCUCUCCCUGUGCCCACCCAUCCCAGGGAGCACCUGAGGGGGCCAGGGAGAUGGGAGUCACAUUGGGUGGUCUCUGGACAGCCUGUGUUUGUUUCGCAUUCUCCCUUCUCCAGGCUGGUCUCCCUGUCCACCCCCCGCCCCCAGCAGAGGUGGGUCCCUGUCUAAGCCGAGGGUUCUGGAGCUUAACGGUCCCCAUCACAGCACCCACAGUAUCUCCCCGUCCUGGAGCAGACAAGGGCCUGGAGCGCUGCUCCCCAUCUCUCGGGGCUCAGUUUGGGCUUGGGCACUGGCAGCUCUCGGUCAGUCCCCGGGGUGCGGAGCAGGCGCUCCCUGGAGAGGUGCGACAGCCGGACUGCAGCCCCUGGGCUUGGUAGCCAUCCUUCCAGCCAGCCUUGUGAUGUCUCUCUGCUUAACGAUGAUCACAGGAUUAGUGCUGCUGCUGAGACGUUACUCAAGGAAAAGUAGCCAGAGGAGUAUUUCUGGCUGUCCUCUGGCCAUUGUCACUCAUUCCUCCUGUCGCCUAGUGACAAGGCUGCAUUUCUCAUCUCGGCUUUCCAUGUUGGUGCUCUGCUGUUGUGUUUUCUGCCCCUUGCUGGAAGAAGAGCCUUAUCUCCAGCUUGGGAGUGGACCUGACCAGCCCACAGCCCCAUGUCCAUCAGCCCAGCAGAGCCGAGGGGGUGAGAACCCCCCCUUGGAGAGCCUCUAGCACUCUGUCCUUGGGGAGGGUUUUUUUCCCCCAGCAGUCAGUGUUUUACCCUGAGCCCAAAGCAAGAGGAUUUAUAUUUUUAAUUUGAUUCACCCCCUAUGAAUUAAAGCAGUACUAUUCUUGGGA
This is a messenger RNA of Harpia harpyja (harpy eagle), 3353 nucleotides long. It is a transcript of the gene AIFM3, whose product is annotated as apoptosis inducing factor mitochondria associated 3. Gene Ontology annotation, biological process: execution phase of apoptosis. Bases 202 to 2019 code for a protein of 605 amino acids. The transcript has 21 exons. Gene Ontology annotation, molecular function: flavin adenine dinucleotide binding; 2 iron, 2 sulfur cluster binding; oxidoreductase activity, acting on NAD(P)H. Gene Ontology annotation, cellular component: cytoplasm; mitochondrion. The record is from RefSeq and is a predicted model, not a curated record. Lineage: Eukaryota; Metazoa; Chordata; Aves; Accipitriformes; Accipitridae.